AUGCAAGACAUCGCAAUUGUGGGAUUCUCCAUCAAAUUCCCUGGUGAUGGUGACACACCGGAGGGGUUUUGGUCGAUGCUAGCAGAAAAGCAAUGUGUUAUGGAGAAAUGGCCGGCAGAACGGUUCAAUCUGGAGGCUUUUGCUAGCCGCAGCUCCAAGGGUUUUGUUCGAGGUGCACAUUUUAUGAAAGAAGACUGUGGAUUGUUCGAUGCCCCCUUUUUCGGCAUCUCGGGGACCGAAGCGUGUGCCAUGGAUCCCCAAGCUCGCCUAUUGCUGGAGACUGCAUAUCGGGCGCUGGAGAAUGCUGGGAUACCAAUGGAGGACGUGAAGGCUACGAAAACCGCGGUCAUCAACGGCUGCAUGGCCGACGACUACAGGCACAUCAUUGCCCAUGACCCAGAUGUUAUCCCAAAGUACACAGCAGUAGGAUCUACGGCCUGCAUGCUCGCCAAUCGGCUAAGCUGGUUCUUCGACCUCCGGGGCCCCUCGGUAAACCUCGACUCAGCCUGCUCCAGCAGUCUGAUGGCGUUGGAUCUGGCGUGCCAGAGUCUGCGGAACGGGGACUCUAACAUGGCCCUGGUGACCGGUUCUAACAUUUUGAUUGGCAUCGAACCCAUCCUUUCCCUCAUGAACAUGAGUUUCAACUCACCCGACGGUCGAUGCUUUAGCUUUGACACACGUGCCAAUGGAUACGGUCGGGGUGAAGGAGUGGGUGUUCUGGUAGUCAAGAGGCUAGAGGACGCGGUACGCGAUGGAGACAUCAUCCGCGCUGUGGUUCGGUCCACGGGGUCGAACCAGGAUGGCCAUACGCCAGGCCUAACCCAGCCGAGUAAAGAUUCCCAGGCCCGCUUGAUACUGGAUACAUACCAGAAAGCCAAGCUGGAUCGCCUGGAGACGAGAUUUUUCGAAGCGCAUGGGACUGGUACGGCGAUAGGAGACCCUAUCGAGGCUGAGGCCAUUGGAAGCGUUUUUCGAGCCUUUCGCUCCCCGGUGGAUCCUCUGUACAUAGGAGCGGUGAAAUCCAACAUUGGACAUCUCGAAGGAGGCAGUGGCAUUGCUGGCAUUGUCAAAACCAUUCUAGUGCUAGAAAAAGGCCUCAUUCCCCCUAAUGCUAACUUCGAACAAUUGAACCCCAGCAUCGAUGCCGAGUUCCUCAAUUUAAGGGUUCCCACUGAGCUCAUUCCGUGGCCAACGAAGGGGCUACGACGCGCCUCUGUGGCCUCGUUCGGCUUCGGGGGCUCGAAUUCCCAUGCCAUUCUUGAUGACGCCUAUCACUAUCUGCUCGAGCGCGGGCUGCUUUCCUCGGCCUCCCACUGCACUGUUAUGCACCCUACCCAUGGCGGCAUCAACGAGAAAAGGCUUUGCAGACCGGCAGUAGAUGCCAAGGGAUUGGAGGUUUCUCCUGCUUCACCGAGCUCCGAGCGAAAAGCGGCAGAGACAUUGUCAUCGCAACUUCUCAUCUUCUCCACCUCAGAUGAAGCAGGCAUCCAGCGAUUGGCCAAUGCUUAUGCGCAGUACUUUACAAGUCUUCCAUCAUUUCGCCGCGAUCAUGACGAAGAAUAUUCCUUUGUCAAAGAACUAGCUACGGUGUUAGCGCAAAAGAGAAGCAAGCUUAAUUGGAGGUCCUUUGCUGUGGCUGAUGGCUCACUUGGAUUUUUACGGGAUCAACUGCCGUCUGCCAUAUCGAAGCCAGUCCGUGUCAGCGAAAGCAGAUUGUUGGGGUUGGGUUUUAUAUUUACAGGCCAGGGAGCACAGUAUCGGCAAAUGGGAGUAGAUCUCCUUAAGUACCCCAUUUAUCGCUUAACCAUGGACCAAUGCCAAGAGGCCUAUAGCAGCCUUGGAAGCGAAUGGUCGAUUUACGAUGCUCUGCUCAAUCCUCACAAUACAUUGGAUAUCAACGAUCCAAAAUAUGCGCAGCCCCUCACUACUGCUUUGCAGAUAGCUUUGGUGGAGCUGCUUGCCUCUUUCGGGUUGACGCCACGAAUGGUGAUCGGUCACUCCUCAGGUGAAAUUGCCGCCGCGUAUGCGAUAGGCGCCUUAUCGUUGAACUCUGCCUGCAAAGUGUCGUAUUUUCGAGGCAUCUUUGCCAGCCGUCUGCGUAAUGAGGCCAAGAUUGCCACCAGGAGCGCAGGAGCCAUGCUGGCCGUAGACCUUUCUGUUUCUGAUGUGGAACCUUACCUAGACCGCGUCAGAUCAGAGCUAAAUAUCGACGACAUUCACGUUGCAUGUAUCAACAGUCCGAAAAAUGUGACAAUAUCCGGGGAUACAGUCGCAAUUGAUCAUUUCAGAUCCAUUCUGGACAGCGAGACAACGCCAACUAUCGUAUCGCACGCCUUACGGACAGGGGUGGCAUACCAUAGUCCCCAGAUGCGGCAGGUUGAGGCAGAGUAUGAGCAUGCACUGGCUGAUCUGAGGUCGCAACCUGACGUUCAUGGCCCAGGUUCAGCAGGGAUAACGAUGGUUUCGUCUGUGACUGGCAUGGAGAUCGCAAACACGGCCAUUUUAUCGACUGCAAAGUAUUGGGUAGAAAAUAUGGUGAGUCCGGUACAGUUCUCUGCCGCUAUGGUCUAUGCACUCUCCCAGUCGUUGGUGCGCAAGGGACGCCAGCAAAGACCUAAAAGGCUGGGCGCCGUGACACGCACUGUUGUUGUCAGUGACUGGAUCGAAAUCGGGCCGCACAGCGCCCUAAAACGGCCCUUCCGUGAGAAUCUAGAUUGGGUUGAAAAGAAGACUCAGAGCCCGGUAGUCCGGUACUCCAGUGUUCUUGAACGGCAUAGCCCGGCCACUCAAUCUCUCCAGACGAUGGCAGGCAAAUUGUUUUCGCUUGGUUACCAUCUAAAUUUUGGAGAGAUCAAUCAGACCCAUAAAAGGACAGGGUGGGGCUUUGAGGGCGUCAUCACCAACCUUCCUGAGUAUCCCUUCAAUCACACCAAGCGGUACUGGUUCGAACCAGAAGCGACGAAGAACAUCCGACUCCGGCCACAUAAGAAGCACGAGCUGGUUGGAGCUCCGUUUCCGGAUUCCACGCCACUGGAGAGUCGGUGGAGAAAAAUGUUUGAUGCAACCGAAACCCCAUGGCUACUAGACCAUGCAGUGAAUGGCAAGGCCAUCUAUCCAGCCACGGGCAUGAUCGUCAUGGCCAUCGAAGGGGCCCAGCAGUUAGCCGAGAAAGGAAGAAUAAUCUCCGGAUACUUCUUACAUGACUCCGUCUUUCUGAACCCUAUAAUCAUCAGGCCAGGCGGCGACAAGACCGUGACGCAUCUGCACAUGAGGCCCUCCCGUCAGACCCAAGAGCAAUUGUCUCAUGCCUAUGACUUUCAAAUCUACACCGAGGUGGGUGGUCGGUGGCAGACAAACUGCCGCGGGCAGAUUUCAAUCCAGUAUGAGGGUAAAUCCACCGGUGCGACCGCGGCGGAGCAACAGCAACAGCAGCAGGUGACAAGGGCGGAUACCGUAGCUCUGCAGUUAAAGCAAGAGGAGGCCUUCUACAAAGAGCAAUGGGAAACCGCUCGCCGGGAGUGUCACAUGCACGUACCUACCAGCAAGAUCUACAAGUCAUUUCAAGGAAAUGGACUGCACUAUGGACCAUCCUUCCAAGUUAUGGAUGAUCUCCAGUGGGGGGGAUCCAAUAUAUCGAUCGGGACAAUUAAGCCCUUCGAGUGGAAGGCAGAGCAGUCCGAGAAUGCUCCAGAGCCGCACAUGGUUCAUCCCUCAACACUGGACGGUCUCGGUCAGCUAGGAUGGGUGGCGCUAACGCAGGGAGGCGAGAAACUCGUCACCACAGGUCUAGUUUCCACUCGGGUGCGUGAGGCUUGGAUCUCUGGCGCUGGGGCUUCCGCAGAGCAUAUUGACACCCUGCAUGCUGUGGCGCACAGCCGGUUCAAGGGUCUGCGAGGCACGGACACGUCCGUAUAUGCCAUCGACAACGGGGGUAAAUUGCGGCUGUGGAUCUCCGGCAUGGAGACGACCUCCAUGUCUAGUAACAACGCGCUGCUGGGAGAGGCACAUCGGAGAGACCUAUGCUUCUCGAUCGACUGGAAGCCGGAUUUAACUCUGAUGGAUCGGGAACAGCUACGGGAAUACUGCGGUCAAGGCCCAUUCCACGGAGACAUAAAUGGCGCUGGAGUCAGAACCACCGAUGGGUUCGAUUGUGAAGGAGAGACGGAUUAUCUACUUGUGCAAUAUACACGCCGAACCGUGGAAAGGUAUGCAGACCACCAAGCUAAAUCGGAUCUGCCUGUGCAUCUGCAACGGUAUGUCGAAUGGCUGGAGCGUACGCUUGCCACCAUGACCUAUGAUACUCUACAAGACCCGCCGGACAUCAAGACCCUAGAAGACCGCGUGUUGAACCAGACUUCGGCGGGACACUUGUACGUCACUUUCGGAAAGAUGCUGGAAUCAAUUCUUGACGGGGCUGUUGAGGCAGCCCCAAUCUUGCAUGGACAACAAGGAACCCCGAAUCAUGCCGCUGUUCAGCAUCGUCAACUCCUCUGCGACAAGAUCUUAGAGGACAAGGCUCUGCACCGUUACAUUGAUCUAUUGGCCCACAAACACCCGCAAAUGAGACUCCUAGAAGUCAACGCCAGCACCGGCUCCCUAGCCGCACCAUUGAUAAAUGCUUUGACACACCGUGGUUCAGAUGGAACCGAGACGCAGCGCUUCUCACUCUACGAUUACACUGACAGAUCAGAUGCGUGUCUUCAAGAAGUACCAGAGCGCUUGGCCGCACUGGGGCGUAAAGUUUCAUACAGAGUACUUGACAUCGAUCAAGACCCAGCAGCGCAAGGAUUUGAACUUGCUAGCUAUGACGUGGUCGUGUCCGCAUGGGUCUCUGGCCAUGUCCGAGGCCUUACUUCCUUUGUUAAUAAUGCUCGGAAACUACUCAAACCCGGAGGCACACUCCUGAUCCUCGACAUGGUCCGAGAAGAUUCAUUGAGAUCGGGCUUUGUAUUUGGGACCUUACCGGAGUGGUGGGAAGACACAUGCUCGGUACAAGGCUGGGACAGCCUGCUCGCCUCCAAUGGCUUUUCGGGAGUUGAAAUCUCGUUUUCGCAAGAUUUGGGGAGCAGUCUUAUAGCUACGAAAGUGACAAGCACUAUCGCCAGGGACUAUAGUCCUCCCAAGCGGACUGUCUUCAUCAUUGAUCCUCAAUCCCACUUACAAGCCCAGGUAGUGAGCUUGCUGUCAGAUAUGUGCCUCAGCGUGGGAAACACCAUCGAGGCUUGCUCGCUCGGGGACAUAGACACCUUAGCGACUUUUACGGAUGCUACCCUGGUGGUCAUGCUCCCUGAAAUAGAACAGCCUUUCCUGGUCGAUCUGAAUGAAACCACUUAUGGGGCCCUCCACAGCCUCCUCAAUAAAGCCCAAGAGGUCGUUUGGGUUACUGCAGGAAUUGAGCAAUCCCCAAACGCACCUCGGCGUCACAUAGUGGAUGGCCUAGCGAGAGUGCUGUGCACCGAGAAUGAUCGACUCUCCUUCAUCACCGCGCACUUGGACGACCAUGUCGCUAACCCUGCUGUGUGGGCAAAACAUAUUUAUCAGAUCAUGAGCAUGAGACUCGCACCAAAUGCUACCAAGGCCAGUGAGCUCGAUUACCGCGAGCAGGAUGGAGUCCUGCACAUCGGCCGCGUGGCUGAAUCCGAAGAAUUGAACGAUGCUCUGUUUGAACAAACACAGGCUCCGCCUAAGUUGCGUCCUUUCAAACAAUGCCUUCCACUGACCUGUACGAUCGCGAACCCGGGGUCAGUGGAAAGCAAAGCAAUGCUCUUCGUUGAAGACACCGGGGCCAUCGAACGCCCACUCGGUGAUGAAGAAGUAGAAAUCGAGGUGAAAGCGGUGGGCGUCAACUUUCGCGAUAUCUUUGUCCUGCUGGGCCGGCUCCCUGAUGGCGACAGCAUUGGUACAGAAUGCUCGGGUAUUGUGACCCGGGUGGGUGCAGCAGGAACGUCGGACUUGAAGCCAGGAGACCGGGUCUGCGCCGUCCUCCCCGACUGUUUCCGCACCCUAGUUCGUUGCCAUUACCAAUUUGUUUCGAAGAUCCCGGAUACCUUGAGUUUUGCCGCGGGUGCAGCAAUUCCCCUCGGAGGUGUGACUGCAUAUCAUUCCCUGGUGCAGAUCGCACGGUUACGAAAGGGAGAGACAGUGCUCAUUCACUCAGGAGCCGGGGGUACCGGGCAAAUGGCCAUCAAAGUCGCACAAUCUCUGGGGGCCAAGAUCUUCGCCACGGUCGGCUCAGACGACAAACGAGACUUGCUCGAGCGGCUAUAUGGCAUUCCCAAGGAGCAUAUCUUCUACAGUCGAGACACAUCAUUUCAGCGACAUGUCAUGCGAUUGACUGGGGGCCGUGGUGUGGAUGUCGUGGUGAAUUCGCUCUCCGGCGAUGGCCUCAUUGCCUCGUGGGAGUGCGUCGCCCCGUACGGACGGUUCGUGGAACUGGGCAAGUCCGAUGUUCAAUCAAACUCCAAGUUGCCAAUGCGCAACUUCGGGCGUAACGUCUCCUUCUCGGUGGUAGCCAUCGACCAGAUGCAUUAUGACCGACCAUAUAUCAUCCAGGAAUCUCUGGGCCCGGUCGUUGAGAUGGUCACGGAUGGCACACUGCAGCCCGCCUGGCCACUUCAGGAAUUCACCCUCUCAUCGGCAGAGGAAGCAUUCCGUUUGAUGCAGAGCGGCAAAAAUGUGGGCAAGCUGGUGAUCAACAUGACUCCCACCGACCUCGUACAGACGUCUAUCCGACAUGUUCCGGCAUAUUCAUUCCCGCCCGAGGCAACAUACUUGAUUGCUGGUGGACUCGGAGGCUUAGGGCGAAGCGCCGCUCGAUGGAUGGCAUCCAUGGGGGCGAAGAAUCUGAUUCUGCUGUCUCGGUCAGGUCCCAAGGCAGCCGCGGCACAGGAGCUCAUUCGGGAGCUCACCGAUCAGGGAGUUCGCGUCCGGGCUCCCCGAUGUGACCUGACAUCUUCCGAGGCUUUGACUCGGGCUCUGAAUGGGUGCAGGGACCUGCCUGGGAUUCGAGGGUGUAUCCAGGGAACAAUGGUCUUGCAGGACACGAUCUUCGAACGGCUGACCUUCAAUCAGUGGGAUGCUACUCUUCAGGCCAAGGUGAAAAGCACGGAGAAUCUGCACGCGCAGCUCCCUGCCGAUCUUGACUUCUUCGUUCUUCUAUCCUCGCUAUCUGGUGUCAUUGGCCACAUUUCACAAGCCAACUACGCAGCGGGAAAUACCUUCCAGGAUGCAUUUGCGGCUUAUCGUCGGUCUCUGGGUCAGCGCGCGGUCGCGCUCGAUCUGGGAUGGAUGCGCGAUAUUGGAGUUGCUGCUGAGCAAGAACACUUGGCCAUGCGUGUGGAUGCUGCUCCCAGUAUGGCGGGGAUCAGCGAGGCCGAGUUCCUGGCCCUCCUGGAGCGGUGCUGUGAUCCCGCGGCGGAGACAGUCACCACGACCAUUGGCAGCAAGCCACAGGUUCUCGUCGGAGUGGUUACACCGGCACAGCUUCGGGCUCACGGCCACGAGACACCAACAUGGCUGACCGAACGCAGCAUGUUCCAAACCCUGCGACAAGAAUCAUCGGGGCCAGGGGAGGCCGAAAGCGCAGAAAACAGUCUCAUCACCCCGGGCGGCGAAACCUCACCCAGCUACUGGCACCGGACCUUUGCGCGAGCAGAGUCUUCCUCGGCCGCAGUCACCGUGGUGAUCGAAGGGUUAACGCAAAAACUGGCCCGGUCGUUGAGUCUGACGUCGCCAUCUGAAAUCGACCAGCAGCGCUCACUAGCUCUACAGGGGGUGGACUCGUUGCUGGCGGUCGAGAUGCGCCAAUGGAUCUCGCGGGCCUUUGCAGCCGAGGUUUCGGCGCUAGAUAUCACGAGUGCACCGAAUCUGGAGGAGUUGGCCGGAAUGGUGGUUGCGUAUAGCGAGGUGAAAUUCGAUUGA
This is a messenger RNA of Aspergillus costaricaensis CBS 115574, 7920 nucleotides long. RefSeq names its product type I polyketide synthase. NCBI's taxonomy places the organism in Eukaryota, Fungi, Ascomycota, Eurotiomycetes, Eurotiales, Aspergillaceae. The record is from RefSeq and is a predicted model, not a curated record. Gene Ontology annotation, biological process: fatty acid biosynthetic process; secondary metabolite biosynthetic process. The coding region runs from base 1 to 7920 and encodes 2639 amino acids. The transcript has 9 exons. Gene Ontology annotation, molecular function: oxidoreductase activity; phosphopantetheine binding; 3-oxoacyl-[acyl-carrier-protein] synthase activity.